GUGUCGUAUUCCCGGAUGAGAUUUGGUUGAAAUUACGUUCCAUGCGGGAAGACAACGCUGAAUCCUUAAGUCCCUCAAACACUCAAGUAGCAUCGACUACAGAGGAUAUUUUUGCAUGACCUUGCUUUUAAAGAACUAACGGCUUCUGUGAAUAUUGGGUAAAAUGGUUAGAUUGGACCUUGGUGAUGUACUUUUGCGCAGGAUGCAGGAGAAGGAUAUUGAUGCUGUAAAGGCUCUCAUCAAGGAAGGAUGUGAGGGAACAGAGAACCGCCUGAUUCUUUACCUUCUGACUCGUCCGCUCGCUCUCCUCAUGCUGGCCAUCCUCUCCUCUAUCCUCCGCUGUGUACUGCACUCUUUUAUCUUGGCCUUGGUCAUUCCAGUCUUCAUCUUCAUCAUCUACCUCAAACUUACCAUACCACGCUCGGUGGGCAUCUUGGGCUCCAGCAGGCCAUACUGGGACUACGUGGGCAGCAGUUACCAUGCAGACACUGAACCAGAUCUACCCAAUCCUCACACUGGCAGGGCCAAACUGGAGAAAACCAGACGGCGUAAAAAACCUAAAGAAAAGGAGAAGGACAAGACGAAUGAGAAAGAACAGGUGGAUGAGGAUGAGCUGAAGGAGAGGGCGAAGGUUGCUGGUGAGGUGUGGGUGGCGGACUCUGAUGGGGAGAUUAUGGGAUGCGUGGCUAGAGAUGGUUGGAGUCGGGACGGUGUAUGUAGGGUCUGCAGGCUGGUGGUCCAGAGUUGGUACCGCAGAGAGGGACUGGGCAGACUGCUGGUGCAGGGACUGGAGUCCAAAACAAAACAGAGUGGCAUACGGCGGGUCUAUGCCCAUGUGCCAUUUCCAUCCAAAGUGGGAGAAGCUUUCUUCAGGAGGCUGGGUUAUCGUCUGCAGGGCGAGACUGCAGGGACUACUGAAGAGGAGGAGGAGGAGGAUUAUGAAGAGCCACAGAAGGGUUGGUUGGGUUUCCCUUUAACUAAAGUGUUUGUAAAGGAUCUAUAAUUCACAUUAAAACAGGAACGAAAGGCUUUCUUGGCAACACAUAAUUUAAGGAAUAUUCUGGGUUCAGUACACACAAUACUCAACAAACCUGUGGUCUAAUGUAAAUGGUGAUCACAAAAUUAUUUUUUUUGACAUUUAAACAAAAUGAAUACAUAAAAGUCAAAUUUAAGGAAAUGGUAGGGCCGACAUUAAAAGAAAAAUGGGGCCAAUUUAUGGAUUUAAAAGUAAGAAUGUAAAGCUAAUAAUUGCGAUAAAAGCAGUUAAUUCUGUUGAACCUUUAGUAUGAGUUAUAAAGCUGUUUCAAUACUCAUUUUACAGUCUUUUAUGGUUUAUGAAGUAAUAUUACCAUGAAUUUGUGAAUUUAAGUGUACCUAAUACAGUGGUGGCCAAAAUGAUUAGAACACUAGUAUUUUCUUGAAGAAUCUUGGAGACUUUGGCACAGUUCUUCUGUAUUUAGACUGUCUCAGUUUGUUCUGUUUCUUCAUGUCAUUCCAGACAGAAUGAUGAUAAUGAGAUCAGAUCUCUGUGUGCAGCACUGGCUGCUGUCAGACUCCUUGUGCAAACAAAAAUCUCACCGGAUUAUUACAAUUGAUGGCAAAAU
Carassius auratus (goldfish) is the source of this 1604-nucleotide messenger RNA. It is a transcript of the gene nat14, whose product is annotated as N-acetyltransferase 14 (GCN5-related, putative). The transcript has 3 exons. The coding region runs from base 164 to 1003 and encodes 279 amino acids. Gene Ontology annotation, molecular function: N-acetyltransferase activity. Lineage: Eukaryota; Metazoa; Chordata; Actinopteri; Cypriniformes; Cyprinidae. The record is from RefSeq and is a predicted model, not a curated record.